UGUUGUCUGUUCUUUCUUUUGUGGUUAUGGAAAAGAAACCAUUUGCUUGGUCCAUUUAUUAUUUCUUUUUUUGAAUCAUUUGUAUUAUUGUUCCUAUUUUUUGGUCAUUCGUUAUUUGGUAUUCCACAACUUAAUAAUUUAUUGUAUUUGUAUAUCCUUACUCAUUAUUGUAAAUUUAAGAUGCUUUUCAAUUGUCAGUUACCGACUACCGAGUUUUAGUAUCUAAGUUAAUCGUCUCCAAUUUAUUGACUAGUCUAGUCCUUAUAACCUAACACACAUAUCUCAUCCUCUCAAUAUGGGCGGAAAGAAAAAACAAUCAAAACAAACCCGGACAAAGCCAGCCCAAAAUAAUCAACCUGUGGAAAAUCCAUCAAAGUCAACUCAACAAAACCAAGUAGAAAAUCCAGUAGUUGUCAACAAAGAGUCCGAGGAUGAAAAGAAAUUUGUCAAUUUAUUACAUGUCUACACAAUCUACAAGCAAAAACUAAGGAGAGUCAAGAAGGAUGAUUUUGUAAAAUUUCUUCGCACGGGUUGUAUAGGGAAAAGAGCCAGCAUCGAGUUGUGUAAAGAACUCAUGAAAGCCAAGGGGGUUCCGGAUGUCUGCAGUUACAUAGAAAAUGUCGGUUUCCUAUCACUUCCUAGACUCAUGCCGCUCAUUGCACUGCUUGCCGAGAGAGCUGAAUCCAAGAUAAAACCGUCAUUAGUGUGUGCAUUAGACUUUGAGCAAACUCCAGAGAGAUUCAAAGAAAAAUUUUCCCAACUUUUAGUGUACGGAUUUUGGUUCCUCGGAAGAGUGAUUUCUGACAGUUUGUCCGUCAAAGAGCAAGUAAAUAGAGGCAACAUGUUUAACUUUUUGAAGGGCGAUAUGGGAUAUUGGUGGGCAGGAGUUAAGAUAAUGGAUUGGACUGUGUACGCAAAUGUUGUCAAAGGCCCCAUGAAUUGUCACGCAUUCGUGAUCAAAGAUCCACCAAAGUACAGGUUUUACUCAGACAGCGCCAUCUGCAAUAUGCACCAACAUCCUUUGUAUUUUCUUUCCGAAUCGGAUUGGUCAAACUUUUCAUCCACGAUAAAAUCCAUCAAGCAUGCUAAGGUUAUUGACAUUGACUUUGCAGAUAUCAUGGAUUGGGGCUCUUCCAUCGAUGAAACAGAAACUCCGACGACCACACCUUCUAGUACGUCAGCUCGAUGGGACUCAGAUCAACCGUUUUCAGACGUAUCACACUCACCUGUGUUGUGGAGUAAUUCGGAAGAGUCCUUAGCCUCAACGGGUUCUAGAGAUUCUGUCGAUUGAUAUGAUCUACCCGGGACAUGAAAACUUUCAGUUUCUGAAAUAAACUUUUCCACGUGGUUUUUACAUAUCAAACUUGUAACUCAAAGUGUACAUUAAAUAAUGUUUGAUAAAUUAAAAGAAUUAAAUAAAU
Macrosteles quadrilineatus (aster leafhopper) is the source of this 1421-nucleotide messenger RNA. RefSeq lists its product as uncharacterized. The record is from RefSeq and is a predicted model, not a curated record. Lineage: Eukaryota; Metazoa; Arthropoda; Insecta; Hemiptera; Cicadellidae. The transcript has 2 exons. The coding region runs from base 296 to 1291 and encodes 331 amino acids.